Aspergillus alliaceus is the source of this 1530-nucleotide messenger RNA. RefSeq lists its product as uncharacterized. NCBI's taxonomy places the organism in Eukaryota, Fungi, Ascomycota, Eurotiomycetes, Eurotiales, Aspergillaceae. The record is from RefSeq and is a predicted model, not a curated record. Bases 36 to 1382 code for a protein of 448 amino acids. The transcript has a single exon.
GUACAAUGUCUUGUUCCUGACUCAUCCUACUCUGAAUGUCUGGACGUGCGCCGAAAACCACAGGGGAGCUUAUCAUUGUCCACCAGGAAUGCCGGGCUAGCCGGAGACAAGCCCGAGCCCACUUGGCGCAAAAUGGGAUCAGAAAGAGGAUCCAAAAGCAGCGCGGAAGGGACAAUGGUAGUCAGCCCCCCCAAUACUCAACGGUUGAAGCUACCCCUAGUCUGCCAGCAACUGUUGCAUUGUCGGGAUUUUCGAUGGUGGAGUACUUGAUCUCCACCAACAUCUUUCCCGACCUGAGCAGCACAUGGGGCGUGAGCCCAACCGUCUGUCCUGGACCUGCAAACCUGUCGCAUAGUCUUUCGCGAGCUUCCGACGUACUUGAAUCUAUUUUUCGCGCCAACCUUGCGUUUCAUUGGGUCGAUCUCAAUCUAUGGACAACUACUGAGGAAAAGAGGAACAUGAAAGUUGCUGCCCUAACGUUCCGCGGACAAGCAAUCGCGUUGGCCCGGAAGGAGCUACUUCGUUGUGGUUCAUCUCGCGGCAUAGGUGGUGAUAGCAUUCAACUUCAAGCCCAUCCGACAAACCGAGAGGUUUGCUUCGGUAUUGUGCUGCGACUGCUCCAGCUCGACUACCGGUUUGCGCGAAGCGACGUCCUGCCCCAUUUCGCGGCAUGCCGGCAACUGCUCAGAGGGACCUCAGUUAAAAACUUGCCUGAGGACCGAUGCUCAAUGGAAGGUUUGGCAUCUACCAUUCGUAACCCUCACCUCCACCACCUCAUGAUCACGUUUGAGUGUAUCAAUUGUACUCCGAACAGUGUAAUCUGGGAUGAUGGAGACUUAGAUUGUCUUACAAAACGUUUGUCUGAAUUUGCCAAUUGCCUCAGGGAGCGUAACAUAGUAUCUACGGAGCAGAGGACGUUGGAAGAAUCUCUUCCGUCAGCACCCCCAAGGGUCUCGCCGCACACCAUCUUAUGGCGAUGUCUCACAAAGACCCCCGCUUCAAUUGCAUCCAACAUAUACCGCGACGUCUCUGAACUGAGCGCACAACUUGGGGCACUUUUGCUUAUUUGUUCGGUGUUCCUGGACUAUGAAGAUGACUCUCAAGGUGUAGAUCCUUUACUGCCCUCCCAAUGCAUUGACGAGUUGGAAAACGCACUGUUUGCUCUCGGCGAAGAGGACGCCGUAUCCAGUGCGCUGAAUACAUCCUGGCUCCUCGCUGGCGGGCUGGGACUGCCCCUGACCCAACGUCGAUCCCGCCUGUGGUCCGUAUCCGGGAUGCUAUACGCGCUCAAGCGAUCUUCCGGGCAUGAUGGAGUGGUGAAUGCCAGGAAUGUUAAGGAGGUUUGUUUGGAGUUUCUAAGGAGCCCCCGGAAAGGCCCGUGAGCGGGUUGUUGCGUAGUACUUCAGAGUAUUAUUUCCCUUUUUCAUCGCAUUCCAUUCGCCAAGCCCCUAAACCUGAAUAGGAAAUUUCCUAAACGGGCAAGUUAUCGUCUAGCCCUCAAUGAGCGUCUCAACAAAAACCAUGGCUGGU